Messenger RNA from Tachysurus vachellii, 2188 nucleotides. RefSeq names its product transmembrane protein 53 (gene tmem53). The coding region runs from base 318 to 1160 and encodes 280 amino acids. The record is from RefSeq and is a predicted model, not a curated record. Lineage: Eukaryota; Metazoa; Chordata; Actinopteri; Siluriformes; Bagridae. The transcript has 3 exons.
UAUGUAACCGGGAAUUACAUUUAUUUUUGUUUGUUUGUUUUUCCAUUGUAUCAUAGUUUUCUUUUACAUUUCGAUAUUUCUAUUAACUCAUUUUGCUGCUUAACAUUAUAUACAUCACCAGAAGAAUAUAUAGUGGACUAUAAGCAAAAUAGGAAGCUAACUGGGAUUGAGAGCCUGAGACGUCAACCGGAAGUGGAAAGGAACACAGUCCCUGUUACUGUGCUUCUGUACAGCAGAGAGGUUGAAGCGAAGCUAAGGCUCGAUGUCGUAUUUCAUAUUGAUGGCAGUCAGACAAGAGGGAUAAUAAAAGUCUCAAUAUGGGAGAUGAUGGCAUGGACUACAACAUAGUUUUUCCGGAGCCAGAGAUCUCAGAGAAAUUCUGGCGUGGAUUGAAGCAACCGGUCGUUAUCCUUUUAGGCUGGGCUGGCUGUCGAGACAAGCAUCUAUCAAAGUACAGCUCAAUUUAUAACGAUCAUGGAUGCAUAACUGUCCGCUACACGGCCCCUUUAAAGACGGUGUUCAUCUCUGAAUCGUUUGGGUACAAGGAACUCAGAAGCACAGCACACAGACUGCUUGAGAUCCUGUAUGACUAUGAAGUGGAGAACAACCCAAUCUUCUUUCAUGUGUUUAGUAACGGUGGCUUCAUGCUCUACCGCUAUAUGGUGGAGCUCCUGCAGAGCCACAAGCAGUUCAGCUCGCUGUAUGUGGUUGGCUCGGUGAUGGACAGCUCACCAGGAAACUUGAAUGUCAUCGGUGCCCUACGAGCUCUCAAAACCACACUGGGAACAAAGGUCAAUGUCCUGCUGCGCUAUCUCCUCUUGGCUCUGUUUGCUGUAACCGUGUUCCUGCUCAGAGUCGUCUUAUACCCUGUGACCAAACACUUCCACAAGAACCACUACGAUGCCAUGAAGGAGUGUCCGGCGCCUUGGCCUCAGAUGUACCUCUACUCCAGAGCAGACCGAGUGAUCAGGUAUAGAGAUGUAGAGAAGAUGGUGAAAUCACUUCAGGAGAAAGGGGUCCAUGUGGAGAGCUUCGACUUCAUCACACCGGCUCACGUCAGCCUGUUUCGAGACUGUCCCGAUGAUUAUUCGAACAGGUGCCGGACAUUCCUGAAGAUCUGCAUGACUAACUGUGAGGAGUUAAUGAAGAAACGCCUGUGAAUGUUCUACACUGAUUAUAUGAUAGGGUUGGGUGAUAUGGGGAAUAAAAAUCUCACAAUACUGAUAUUUUAAGAUAUUGUCAUGAUGCAUAACAUGCAUCAUGACAAUAUCUAAAAAUCUCACAAUACUGAGAUUUUAAGAUAUUGUCAUGAUGCAUAACAUGCAUCACAAUACUUACACGCCAGCAGAAUAAUAAUGCAAUUAAAAGAAAAUUAUUUCAGUGGUAAUUGAAUCAAAAGUCUAGAAAGGAAUUUAACAUGGAAUAAUAUAACACCUGUUAGCUACUAAUUACGGGGGGCACGGUGGCUUAGUGGUUAGCAUGUUCGCCUCACACCUCCAGGGUCGGGGUUCGAUUCCCGCCUCCACCUUGUGUGUGUGGAGUUUGCAUGUUCUCCCCGUGCCUCGGGGGUUUCCUCCGGGUACUCCGGUUUCCUCCCCCGGUCCAAAGACAUGCAUGGUAGGUUGAUUGGCAUCUCUGGAAAAUUGUCCGUAGUGUGUGAUUGCGUGAGUGAAUGAGAGUGUGUGUGUGUGUGCCCUGUGAUGGGUUGGCACUCCGUCCAGGGUGUAUCCUGCCUUGAUGCCCGAUGACGCCUGAGAUAGGCACAGGCUCCCGGUGACCCGAGGUAGUUCGGAUAAGCGGUAGAAGAUGAAUGAAUGAAUGAGCUACUAAUUACUAUUAUUAACCAUGUAGCUGGUGAGUGUUAUAAAAAUAUUAGCAGAUUAUCUAAGAAUAUUGUGUUUUUCCUGUAAUUAAUGACAAUGUUAAUAGUGUAUAAUCAGAUUGCCCAGACCUACCGUAUUGUGUUCUUACUUAAAUAUUUUAAGUGAUCUGAAACUACUGUAAAGUGUAUAAAUCCCCAUGUAUAAUUAGUACUGACUGACUUUUAUAUAAGGUUUGACUGAACGAAGUGUUGCAUUCAGUAUUUGUCUAUUAAUGUGAAUUAAAAGAUUUUAAUUUAAGAUUAUUUUAAAUCUACUGAGCAUCCUUGAUCUUAUGUGCCUUCCUGAAAUAAAAACAAAUUUCACUG